AUGCCCAGACCGCCCUCGUCUCCGUCCCCACCGCCUGCGGCAUUCCCAUUCACCACAGGCGGCUUUGACUUCCCUCAUGCUUCGACCUCUCCGCCCAAUGUCUCCCGCACCGCGUCUACGAGCGCUGCGAGGAAUGCGCUGCGCUCCCUAGCCGAACCGACGCCAGCCGUUUACGAUGCGACGUCGUCCCCCAGAGACGCUGCCAGGCGCGUGCGCACUCGCACGUCUAACAGAAGAGGCCCACUCCACCGUCUGUUUGGUCCUCCACGUGACAACGAUGCCGCAGAUAAUCUCUCUAGGCGGCCUCCCACUGCAAACCCCAACCGACCUCGCGCUACCCCAAGCGAACGUUACCUCCGUCGCUCUCAAGCCCGCACAAGAGAACAGCGCUUAGCCGACAUGGACGCUACUAACGAUGUCCUGGAUUCGUUGAGUGGCCUGCCCAUCAACGAUCCCUUUGCCACAUUGAACACGCACACGCGGCCCCGUAGCCCUGUAGUACACAUCAACAGCGAGCGCAGACAUAAGCGGAGGAAGCUGGAACAUGACGCCAGUGCGGCCAGUGAGUACAUGUGCUUCAAAUACGGCCACAAGGGUCAGGUCGUGCCUGGGCGUCUGCGAAUGGAAAUCGUGAGCUGCGACGGCGGCGAGCAUCGUAGGGACAGUCCGCCUGGCCUGUACAAGGUUCAGAACGUGUUGAGGAACGACAAAAGUGUAUACUGCAGCGAAAGUUCGCAGUGCAAUCUUCUCCUGAAGCAUAUUGGGGAGGCCCCCUUUGCUCUAGAGAAGGUUGUCAUUCGAGCACCGGACCGUGGAUUUACGGCUCCUGUGCAGGAAGGUCUCGUUUUCGUAUCCAUGUCUGCAGACGAACUCUUAUCUGGUACCUCGGCCUACAACCUCCGCUACGAUAGCUCACCGCCAACGUCUCCUGCUCCCAGCUCUCCGAUCGAGGCCAACGAACAGAUAUCGCUGAGAGAAGCUCUCGAAGAUCCUUCGGUAUGGCAGUACUCGCGUCAGGGCACUCAAGAGGACAUGGAGGAGCGCAUCGAGAAUCUUCGUCUUCGCAGUCAAAGGCUGAACGCUGAAUCUGAGAAUUGGAUAUCGUCUUUGCGCUCUGAUUCGGAACGGCGGCGCAUCAUGCGCCAGAUGGUAGAGCAUGAAGACGAGGCGGACGGUGACAACUGUGAUCACGUACCAGACAGCACGUACAGCGGUCCCGCUGGCUUUUCCGCACCCACUCCACCACCAUUCACAGUCACUACCGCUGCCAGUGAGGAUGAAGACUCAGGCUCGAAUGAAGAGCAACCUAGUGCUGCUAUCAUGGCCGACCGCAUACGAAGGAACAACCGCUGGGAGGCCGACAGCGACGAUGACGAUGACAUUGUUCCGCGCCUCGGCCCACUGCGCCGCGCACCCGCUCUCGACUACAGCACAUACAGUGAAUGGCGAGAGCGAAGAGAGCGCUAUAUCGAGCCUAUCCGGGCCGCUCGUGUAGCUACACCUAGCCGUAUCGAACCUUCCGAGCACAACGUCGAGCCACUGAUCCCUCCGCAUGCCCGAUUUUUCAUCGAAAAGAACAAGAACAAGAUCACAAUCAAGUUUCACCCUGCAAUUUCGGGAAGGAAUGUCUUGCUCAAGCUUUGGAGCCCAAAACAUGAUGGCAAUAUCGACAUCGAGAGCGUCCAGUUUUACGGAUACUCUGGCCCUCGUUAUUUUCCGGCUGUGCAACCUCGAUAA
Alternaria burnsii is the source of this 1737-nucleotide messenger RNA. RefSeq lists its product as uncharacterized. Lineage: Eukaryota; Fungi; Ascomycota; Dothideomycetes; Pleosporales; Pleosporaceae. The coding region runs from base 1 to 1737 and encodes 578 amino acids. The record is from RefSeq and is a predicted model, not a curated record. The transcript is spliced from 3 exons.